This is a messenger RNA of Leguminivora glycinivorella, 292 nucleotides long. RefSeq names its product 40S ribosomal protein S6-like. Gene Ontology annotation, molecular function: structural constituent of ribosome. Gene Ontology annotation, biological process: translation. The transcript is spliced from 2 exons. Lineage: Eukaryota; Metazoa; Arthropoda; Insecta; Lepidoptera; Tortricidae. The record is from RefSeq and is a predicted model, not a curated record. The coding region runs from base 1 to 255 and encodes 84 amino acids. Gene Ontology annotation, cellular component: ribosome.
AUGUAUUGUUUGUUAUUCCAGGCCCCUAAAAUCCAGAGGCUAGUGACGCCCGUGGUGCUGCAGCGCAGACGCCACCGCCUGGCGCUCAAGAAGAAGCGCCUCGUCAAGCGCAAGGCCGCCGAGGCCGACUACGCCAAACUGCUCGCUCAGAGGAAGAAGGAAUCCAAGGUCCGCCGCCAAGAGGAACUCAGACGCAGGCGCUCAGCUUCGAUGCGCGACUCCAAGAGCUCCGACAAGAGUGCUCCCCAAAAGUGAUCAACUCAAAACUAAUAAAAAAAAUGUAAAACCUUAA